AUGCCGUUCCAGUUCCCGCAAACGGGUAAAAAGACCCGGCGCAAAUCUGGGGCCUACCUGACACUUCAAACCGCUAGGUACGCGACGGAGGCCGCAGCAAUCGACGCUCGACACGGCACCUACCUCUUAAAGGACCUCGCAGAACCGGACGGCUACACAAUGGGCCGCAGGUCCCAAAAGCCUCCACUAACCGCCGGCAGAGGCACCCAAGAUAUCGGCGACAUGCUGCAGAGGCCAAUGGCGCCCAAGAUGGCGACCCCGGCGGAGCACACGCCAGCCUCUCCAGACGAGGGGGAACAGCAUGGGACUGGAUUAGAAAUAUCCACCGCUCCCCAAGCCACCGAGUCACUUGCUGGCCAAGACACACAAACCCCGGCUACCAAACAAGAUAUUGCCGACCUCCUGAUGGAAAUGAGGAGAAUGCAUGCAGCAGAUAUCAACCUAAUAAAGACUGAAAUGCAAGCAAUGACCGCACGCACACAGGCCACAGAGGAGGACAUCCUAGAUCUCCAAAGAGAGGUGAGAGAGAUAAAAGACACUUGUUACCAUAUGCAGGCCGCACAGUCCACCCUAAUCACGAGACUGGAUCAAACAGAAGACCGCAACAGACGUGCUAACCUAAAAUUAAGGGGGAUCCCAGACACCGUAGACUCAUCAGAACUACCCCACUACCUCAGACGUCUCAUAGCAACGCUUCUGCCACCCGCUCAGGCAAAAAAAUUGGUAUUGGACGGCUGUUUUAGAAUCAGAAAAGCCAGACAAGCACCAACGGACGCCCCUCAAGAUGUCAUUAUCCGAUGUCACUCUGUGACCGACAAAAUUAAGCUUCUCACGGCGGUCAGAGGGAAGACCCCGCUAACAUUUGAAAACUCUCACGUUACCUUUUACCAAGACCUGACCCGCAACACAUUACUAUGGCGCAGAUCCUUGGCCCCAGUCACAACUCAACUGAGAGAGGCAAAGCUCGAGUAUAAAUGGACAUUCCCAAGGUCCCUGACAGUGACCAAGGGGGGCGCCACGCACAGCCUCUCCUCGCUACAGGAUGCAGAACCUUUCCUGAGGGCACUGGGGAUGCCAGCUCUAACACAAACAAGGGAGAAUCCCACGACGCCACACACUUGGAACCCAGAGACAGUAAUCUCUUUCACUCCUAGGAACACUGAGAGAAGCGGAGCCCUAACCUGAGCUGACCCACUGCGCCAGACCUUCGACCUCCUAUGUGUCCCCCACAGGCGCUGAGGAUGAGCUGUUCUGAACUGCAUUAAUGGUGGCCAGCGACUUUAAUACAUUAACCAGACACCGCCCCCUCGUUAGGGCUUUGCAUGCCGGCUCACCUACUGUUUUACCCUAUGCUUGUUUUUUAUGGUUUUUAUGUUUUGGUGUUUUGUUAUUGGUUUUCAGCACGAUAUUACUACACACACACUCGACAAGUAUAGCUUACGCAAUACCAUAACUGUGACUGACCGCCAUCAGCCGUGACUUACUCGGACAAAGAACACCACAAGCUCCGGGGAGAAUAUACCUUCUCCCACCCCCCCGCGACUUCCUCGGUAAGAAGUCAAAACCUCAAUCCAUUGAUAGACCACAAAGAUUCAACGGGCUCCAUGAGAGAUAACGCUUGCCCCACGCACACACGCUGACAUAAACAGACAUCAUAUAAUUCACUCGCAGAUACGAACAACACUAAGGUCAGCCAUGCGCACACACACGCAAACCCAACACGGAACACAUUAAGGGGUACAAACACGCUGACUACUACCUACGGGCCGACAACCUUCAGAUAUUCACACCCAGAAAUACCACGAUCCCGGAACUCGAGGGGGAAUGACAUACACUGUAAAUACACUCUAUGGAAGCCUUAGUUCCACACUAGUUGACUUGUAAAAUAAAAAUAAGAGGUGCAGAUCUAGCUGACAUUACAACUUGGAACUGACAGACAAAAGUAUGCCUUAAACUAUGUUGUGAAGUCCUGUAACAACCAUCACCCGCAAGGCUGUUGUGGCCAGGCGGGCUGUUUUGUACUCAACAAUGCACACAAAAAUAAAGAAUUAAAAAAAAAAAAAAAAAAUAUGGAAGCAUUCAUGGAGAGUACUGAGCAUUAAAAAAACAUUGAAGCAAAUGAAGAAGUACUUCUUACUAUAUAUUAUUAUUAUUAUUAUUUUUAUGUAGCGCCAACAAAUUCCAUAGUGCUUUACAAUGGGUGGACUAACAAACAUGUAAUUGUAACCAGAGAAGUUGGACACACAGGAAGAGAGGGGCUGAGGGCCCUGCUCAAUAAGCUUACAUGCUAGAGCAGCGGUUCCCAAACUGUGUGCCACGGCACCCAUUUCCCCAGUGCUAUGAUCCUAUGAUGAUAGCACCGGGAACCGUGCCUCUCUCUCCCCGGCCGGCUCUGCAGGACUGGAGGGGAGAUCAGAUAUCUCCCCCUCCGGCCCGCUAGCAGUGUAAUGCGGCAACCGGCAGGGGAGGGAGAUUGGACCUGGGGGAGCUCUAACCUGCAGUUCCGCCGGGUUCUCCUCUCAUGAGCUCGGAGCUCCUGAGGCUGCCACUCUCAUCACUGGGACCACCAGAGCUUCCCCACUGGACCACAGGUGAUUGCAGGAAAUGUCCCCCUUCCCAGGCAAAGGUAAAAAAUAUAUAAAGGCAUAUAAAAAAAAUAUUUUUAAUUUAAAAAAAUAUAUAUAUUUAUGGUUUUGUCCUCCCACACCACACAAUAACAACCCCCAUACACACACUGCUCCCCCCCACACAAACACAUUACCCCCCAUACACACACUGCCCCGCCAUACACACAAUUGCCCCUCCCACACACACAAUUGCCCCCCCAUACACACACAUUGCCUCCUAUACACACACACUGCCCCUCCAUGCACACAAACUGUACCCCUCAAACACUGCCCCACACACAUUGUACCCCUCACACACUGUCCCACACACAUUGUACCCCUCACACAACCUGCCCAACACACACACUGUACCCCUCACAAACACACUGUACCCCUCAUACAACCUGCCCCCAAACACACACUGCCUCCCCCCCCACACACAAGCUGCCCCACACACACACUGCACCCCUCACACACUGCACCGCUCACACACAUAUUGUACUCCUCACACAAACUACUGCCCCAUCCCCUUCUACAGCCCCUAUCCCAGCAGAUCCCAGGUAAGUUGUCAAACUGUUCUUAAACAGUUUUACUACUUACUCUGGGAGGGCACUACAGCACUAGUGGCACCAUAACCACUACAAAGUGCUGUAGUGGUUAUUGUGCCUGGAUUGUUUCAUUAAAUAAUCUAUCAGUGCUCCUCCCAAGAUUUGGUUCUGGAUCUGCGAUGGUUCGGCAAGCAUUUCUGCCGAACAGGGGCCCAGUAUAUGCCGCUGCUCUGUGCAUAUAUCCAACCUAGACAUUUUUUAACCUGGGUAGCCUUGGAAAAAAAUCAAAUAUUAAGGGUGCCUUGAUACUAAAAAGUUUGGGAACCACUGUGCUAGAGGGAGUGAGGUAAAGUGACACAAAAGGUAAGGGUAGGAGUAGAGUAUGUAACUAUGUAGAGUGGUAUUUAUUAUUCACUGAAGACAGUGUUUUUUUGUUUUGUUUUAUGACAGUAGUUGCAGGAGAGGAAUCAGUUUGAAGCCAUUAACAGUUUAAUUGAUACGCCUUUGUGAAAAAGUGAGUUUUUAAAGAUGUUUUGAAGGAGUGGGGACUGGGUGAGCGUCUAACGGAAAAGUGAAAUAAGUUCCACAUCCAUUUUAUAGAAUGACACCCCACCAGGGGUAGUCUGACCCAUGAUCAGAGAGAUCCAGCCUCUAAUGAGCUCUGGGUAAAAUAUAAUCUUUCUAUGUAUGUUGAAUGUAUGUAAUGUUGUAUACAUGUAUUUUAAUUGUUCAUAUUUUGGAAUUUGACUAUUAACACCCCCACCACUACAUCCUGUUCCAUGCACAAAACUGUGACUGCAGUAGAGGGAUCUAUUCUUUAAAAGAAAAUUAAUGAACACUUAGGAAUAUCUUAAUACUCUAAAUACGUAUUCCUAAUACUAUAGUGUCCAUACAUGCUUUCAGCCACCCUCUGGUGUGAAUUAAAAUUAAAAAAAAAAGAUUUUACUCACCUUUUUUGAGUGCCGGUGCUGCUCACCUCUCCACCUCUAGCAACAUUAAUGAGGAUGGUCCCAUCCAAUGCUCCUAAUAGAGGUAAGUCUUGCACGCAUUCAACCUUCCCCAUACUGAAUAAAUGCUUUCCUAUGGGGGGGCUUCUGCGUCACGUGACCGGGUUUUACUGUUAGUGCAGUAGAAGCUGUUUUGAAGUGGUCAUGGUGCUUGGAGUCUGUUUGUGCAGCGUUUAAGUAAGAAAUAUUUAGACUAGCUGCUUAAGGGUGUUUGGUUGGCUGUGAGCAUACAGCUGAUGCUCUCAGCCAAUGAAUGACUGACAGAACCAGCAUCUGGCUUCAGCAGCUCUGCAGUCACCUGACACUUGAGGAGGAUAAUCACCUGGCGGGACCCAUAUAAAAGCCAAGCAAUUGCAAAACCGUUUACCUUAUAACCGAGGAAUGGUUAUAUGUGGUCUGCAACAAUCUCUAGGUAGGUGGUGCGUGACAAAAUAACAUGCACAUGAAUGCCAGAACCCAAGGUUUCCCAGCAGAACAUUGCCUAGCGCAUAACGCUGCCUCAACUGGCCUGCUUUCUUCUCAUGUGCAUCCUACUGCCAUCUCUUCCCCAGGUACACAGCACACGUGCACCUGGCCAUCCACCUGAUCUAAAAGAAAAUGUGAUUCAUCAGAGCAGGCAAUCUUAUUCCAUUGGUCCAUGGUCUAAUUCUGAUGCUCAUGUCCCCAUUUUGGCAGUAGACAGGGGUCAUCAUGGGCACCCUGACCGAUAUGAAGCUCCAUGCACAGCAAACUGUGAUGCACUGUGUGCUCUGACACUUUUCUAUUAUGGCCAGAUUCCAGUUUUUCAGCAACCUGAUAUACAGUAGCUCUUUUGUGUGAUUUGGGUUAGAAUAGCUAACCAUUUCUCCCAAGGUGCAUCAAUGAGUUUUGGGCACCCAUGACCCUGUUGUCGGUUCACUGGUUGUCCUUCCUCGCAACAGUUUUGAUAGGUACUAACCACUGCAUACUGGGAACACCCCACUAGACUUGCUGUUUUAGAGAUGCUCUGACCCCAUUGUCAAAACCUUUUUUGGCUCUUGUUAAAGUAAUUCAGAUCUUUUUGCUUGCCCAUUUUCCCUUCUUCCAACACAUGAAAUUCAAGAACUGGCUGUUGAUUUGCUUCCCAAUAUAUCCCACCCCAUGACAGGUUCCAGUGUAACAAUAUAAUCAAUGUUAUCCACUUCACCUGUCAGUGAUUUAAUCAUGUGGCUAAUCAGUAUAUAGUGCUGUUACAUGUUCCAAUCUGGGAUUUGGGUUAAUUUUCAGGGGAGAGGGGCAGGUGGGGGGAAGGGGGGGUAGUGAAUCUGAUCAUGUAUUUGCUACACCAAAUUCCACCACUUUGAUUUUUUUCAUGAAUAUGUAGAUAUCACAGUCUGCCUGUUUCUAUCAAACAUAGGUUUAUGUAAAAUAUAGGGGGAUUUAAAGUCCCAUAAAACAAGCAUGAGUCACACACAGACUUGCCUUGUUUUGCCAUGAAAAUGUUAUUCCCACGCUGCAGCCCUAUAAUCCCCCAGGCACAAUCCAAAUUACAGCGUUUUAUCUGAUAAGGACAAAUAAAAUCCUGUCCUGGCGCAUUACUUGCCUAGGAGUGGCUGUUGCAUGGUCCCUUCCCUGUCACUGAAUUCUUUUAGAACUUCCUGAACGAGACUUGUCUAUUUAUAUCUCUCACCCAUUCCAAAAGUUAUUAUCAAAUAUAAUGAGUGUAGGCUCAGUCAGGGUAAACAUAAAACACAAAAAUGUACCGUAAGCAUUACAUGCACUCACAUCUACAGCUUUCAAGCUACAGUACCUAUUACACUGUCUAUUAACCCCUUAAGGACCAAACUUCUGGAAUAAAAGGGAAUCAUGACAUGUCACACAUGUCAUGUGUCCUUAAGGGGUUAAAUAUUUUAGCUAAUGAUGCAAGUGCCAAUUUAACAAUCCCAGGCAAGACUUUCUCCAGCAAAUAAUUUUAUUCAUUAUAUUACUAUGAUAUAAUUAAUAACAAUUUUAAUUGCUUGCGUGAGAAAUAUAUUGUUCCAAGAAAAUGUUUGUAAUUUUUUUUAAUCACAGGUAUACUAUGUUAAUUAUUUUUAAAUGUUUUUUUAUUAUGGAUAAAUUUCUUUCCAUAACAUUAAGAAUAAUAUAAUAUGAAUAUAUAUGUAAAUAACAUAAUUUUUUUAAAAAUCCAGAAACACAAAAAAAAACAACAAAUAACCAGGGAAUACAAUUUACGCAUAUGAUUCGAUACAAUUUGUAAUAAUUAAUGUUUUUUCAAAAAACUAUAGUCAGUAUUAACAAAAAAUAAAUAAAUAAUUAAAGAUGCCAAAUAUUUUACAUGCAACAUGGCGCUUAAAAUAAGAUCAUAUAAAUAACUUUAUCUGGUCAGGUGAAGUUAUACGUUAUAAUUUAUAUCAAUUCUUGACGUCCCGUUCGCAGAUUUUAAUAUAUUAAUUAAAAUCUCUAAUUAAAAAAAAAUGUUUACAACACAGGCAAAUUAUGUUUGGAAUCUGAGAAGUAGAAAAACAUCUAAUAUUAAUAAUCUGUUUUAAUAAUCAAUUUUUACUGUCAUGAUUUUUUGCAAAGGGGUUUAAAGUACUUUAGCAUUACUACUUCACAAUGUGUUUUAAAUCGAGCCUCAAACUAAGUUUACCAAUGAUCCGUAUUGGGAGGCACUUGAAGUGAUAUUAAAAACACGCUUUUUAUACUAUACUUAUAAUCCAAAACUUAAGGACCACUUUACUGGUCCACUGGUAAUGCCAUGUCAGGAUUUCAAUGGUUCUCAAAUCCUAACUGUUCCUCUUCAAAUUUAUCACUGAUUUCAUUGUUAGAGCUGUAAGAACCAUUUUGCUAUGUGCAUAACUUUACCAGUCUUUUUUGAGCACACUUAUUUUUACUAAAGCCUUUAUUACUGCAUCACUACACUGCUAAUUAAAGCAACAAUUCAAGUUCCAUAAUCGCUACAGGUCAUUGUAGUGGUUCUGGUACCAUUAAGCUUUUCUUGCAAACUUACCUGACAAUUCCCUUAAUUUGUUUUGCUGGCUGUUGACCUGUAACUAGAUUUGUACCUUAAAUUUUAAAGAGCAUUUAAGAAAAUAAUGACUUGUUCCUGUGAUUACGGUCUUGUUUUUUUUUUUUUUCAUUUUGAGCCAAAAGUGGGUACUCUCUGAAGUGGUUAUUUUGCAGAGAACAAAGAAGUCGAUUUGCAAGAAUUCCAGUUUUGUUUUAGAUAAAUGCAUGUUUUUAAUAGUCAAAUUGAAAGAUGUAAUACAUGAGUAUGAGGUUUUAUCACGUAUGGGGUUAGUGUAUAUUUUGUAUCUGUUUUCAAAAUAUGAAUUUGUGCAUGGGGAUAGCUUUCACUUUUAGAGGAGAGGUUUUAAAAAAAAAACACAUUUACAAAUCUUACGGAAAUCAAUUUCAUGCCAUUAAAUGUGUUGUUGAAGUGAUACAUUUUUUAAUAAUGAAGAAAAUGUAGUUCAGAAAUAAAUAGCAGUUUGACAAAGUUCGGUGUGUGGAUCGGAACGCUGCUGUGUUUGCUGUGUUUCUCCAAUAAAACAUCUGUUUGAAAAAAGACCCUAAGUGCCUGGACUACAUUGUCUUCACUUUAUGGAAUGGGUGUUUGCCAGCCCUAGGUCCAGUGCACUGAGGUCUACAAGUGAAGAGCGUGUGGAUCCCUCCAUUGCUUACAUUUUUAACAAGAAAUUUUUGUCAAAAACGAAUUACCCCUUAUCUAUGUUUAUAUCUAAUAUUCUGUUGAAAAUCAAUAAGGCCCAUUUACAAAGAAAAAAAAAAUACAUUUUGAACCAAGAGAAGGAUAGUUUAAAACACAUUCCACAUUCAGAGCAACACUAUUGUUCUACGUAUACAAUUCUUAACUUUUAUUUUAGUUGGUAUGUACCAGCCAACAUCCAGUGCCGCUUACUCAAAAGUUUCCAGAUUUAGAUCCAUACACAUUCUGGGCAAGUCUUGCAUGUCUUUUAAAAAAAAGCUUUUUCUGCCUUGAACACUCUGCAUGGAGCCCUCCAUUGAAACCUUUUGCCACGGUUUUACUUUUUUAUGAAGGUUUUGUGCAAUUUGAGUUUUUUUUGUUUGUUUUAAUAAGUCGUCUCGGUAUGUGAUGGGAAUUAUUUUUGAUAAAUUAAGGAAGAUUGAAGAAAAGAACAUUUUAAAUCAUGACAUGGACAAGGAUAAUAUGUUUCAUUUGUUUUUUAUUGCAGGUUUUAUUUAUAUAUUUUAGAUUAGUGCCACCCUAAAUAUUAAUUAGUAUUAGUGGUAGGUAGGGACAUAACAGGGUUUGGGAGAGGAGCUUGAGGGCCACAGCAUGCACAGACAGAUCCAACAAGAAUGUUCAGGAUUUAGUGGAGGUAUGGGUUUACAAAACUUCAUACAUAUUUAGGGACUAAUGCGGCCAAUGCUCUUAAGUUUAAUUUGGUUCAUGGAUGCCCUCUGUGGAUUGAGAUGGAGGCUACGAAGAUUUUUCCUCAUUUAAUAACUGAAGUGCUGUGGUUGAUUCCUUCUCGACGGCCAUGGGUGGCGAACAUGUUUCCAACUACCAAAGCCACCAUUAAGGCUUUGGAAGCUGUAUACAAGAAGAUUAACCCUUCUGCUUUCUGGUCAAGGGCUUGUCGGUGUUGUCAUCUGCAUUUCCUGACCUGGACGUGGAAUAUUGGCUUUCCCAUUCUGUCAUACAUAUUAAUGAUUUAUUUUUGUCUAAUAAUUUUUUUCUCUUUUGACCAAUUAAAGGCCAAAGUUGGUCUGGACGGCUCUGAUGCCCUCAUGCACAGACGGAUGGGGGCAGCAGUUAGUGAUCAUUUUAAUGUUUCUGAUCAAGAUCUAGAAGUGCGUAAAGUUGAAAUCACACCAUUGGAAAAGAUUUGUCCCUCAGAUCCUGGUCAGAGGCGCACCAUCUCGAUGUGCCAUGCUUAUUGUGAUGGGAACUUGGUCCUAAAUUAG
This is a messenger RNA of Pelobates cultripes (western spadefoot toad), 9072 nucleotides long. The record is from the annotation of a GenBank genome assembly. Lineage: Eukaryota; Metazoa; Chordata; Amphibia; Anura; Pelobatidae.